AUGCCUGACCACAAAAAGAAAGGCAAGAAGAGCGGCGCCGCCAAAAAUGACUCCGGCUCGGUGAUCACCGAUCCCAGAUUCGCCAACAUCCAAACCGACCCUCGCUACCGUCUUCCCAGCAAACGCCAAACUCAUGUAAAGCUCGACAAGCGAUUCGCGCACAUGCUGCGCGACAAGGAUUUCUCCCGCAAUGCCGCAGUCGAUAGAUACGGCCGGAAGCUCGCCAGCGACGACACUAAGAAACAGCUUGAGCGAUUCUACCAGCUGGAUGAGGAUGCGCAGGAGGGAGAAGAAGAAGAGGAAGAAGGCGAGGGAGAGGAAGAUGAUGGUCUCGAGGACGCUAGCGUUGCAGAUGAUGAGGAGGUGCUUAGAGAGCUGAGGAAGGCGGAGACAUACGAUCCAGCCAGAGAUGGAGGAUUCGAUGAGUCUUCUUCCUCGGAGGAGGAGAGCUCCGACGAGGAAGACGAGGAUGAAGAGGAGUUCGAAGGGUUUGGCGAGGAGCUGGAAUAUCCUGAUAAGCACCGCGCGGAUGUGCCGACUGGUGAUGUUACGGACCGCAUUGCGGUGGUGAAUCUCGAUUGGGAUAAUAUUCGCGCGGAGGACCUGAUGGCUGUCUUUUCCAGCUUUGCGCCGACUGGUGGGAAAGUGCUGAAGGUGGCUGUUUAUCCUAGUGAGUUUGGCAAAGAGAGGAUGGAGAGGGAGGAGACGGAGGGGCCGCCCAGGGAGAUUUUUGCGUCGAAGAAGGGUGGUGACUCCGACGAUGAGGAUGAGAUGGAUUCUGAUGAGGAGGAAGAGAAUAUCAGGAAGUCUAUGCUGAAGGAGGAUAAGGGCGAGGAGUUCAACUCGACACAGCUACGGAAGUAUCAGUUGGAACGGCUACGUUACUUCUACGCUAUCUUGACUUUCUCGUCCAGGGACGUUGCGAAGCACGUUUAUGACCUUGUCGAUGGCGCCGAGUACUUGUCUAGCGCUAACUUCUUCGAUCUUCGCUUUGUGCCUGAGGACACCGAUUUCUCUGAUGAUACGCCCCGCGACGAGUGCGAACGCAUCCCCGAUGGAUACCAGCCGAACGAGUUCGUCACCGAUGCGCUGCAGCACAGCAAGGUCAAGCUGACCUGGGAUAUGGAGGAUAAGUCGCGUAAGGAAGCCCAGGCUCGGGCCUUCCGGGGUAGUCGCAAGGAUAUCGACGAGAACGACUUGAAGGCUUAUCUGGCCAGUGAUAGCUCAGACGAUGAGGAAGAUGAGGGUGGUGUGGAGAUUGUUGAUACUACGCGCGGCGAUGGAGAAACGAAAAAGGUGUCUAAGAAGGAGGAGGAGAAACAACGCCUUCGAGCCCUACUUGGUCUUGGUGCGGAGCCUACGCCUUCGUCCAAGUCCGAUGGCCCCGUUGGCGAGAUGGAGGUUACCUUCACUUCCGGUCUGGCUGGUGGCCCCAAGGGCGACAGCAUCUUCGAGAACGAACCCGAGAAGGAUGAGACUACGAUCGAGAAGUACAUCCGCAAAGAGCGUGAGAGAAAGAAGCGCAGAAAGGAGAAGCUCAAGGCCACCAAGCGUGGUGAGGAUGGCGAGCAGGACGAGGCCGCUGAUGCCUCGGAUGCUAAGGAGCAGCCCCAGCAGGACGACUUGGGCUUUGAUGAUCCCUUCUUCGAUGACCCCACUGGCAAGGCUACUGAGGCUGCUCGUCGUAAGGAAGAGAAGCGCAAGAAGCGGGAGGAGCGUGCAGCGGAGGAAGCCGCGGCCGCAGCCAAGCGGGCGGAGCUGGAGCUGCUCAUGAUGGAGGACAACAACAAGCCGGGCAUCAAGCACUUCGAUAUGAACGAGAUUGAAAAGGCGGAGAAACAAGCUCGCAAGAAGGGCAAGAAGGGCAAGGGUAAGGGCAAGCAAGUCGAAGUUCCCACAGAUGAUUUCGAGAUGGAAGUCACCGAUCCUCGUUUCGCUCGACUCUACGAGAGCCACGAGUUCGCGAUCGAUCCCACCAACCCCCGAUUCAAGGCGACUUCGGGUAUGAAGGCACUGUUGGAGGAGGGUCGCAAGCGACGCAGGGAUCGGGAUGAACAUGCAGACGAGGAGGAUGCUCUUCGUGAACAAAAGAAGAAGCAGAAGAAGAGUGCGUCCAAGGAGGGCGGGUCAGACGAUCUGAAGAAGCUGGUUGAAAAGGUGAAGCAAAAGACCAAACGCAACUGA
This is a messenger RNA of Aspergillus niger, 2184 nucleotides long. RefSeq lists its product as uncharacterized. NCBI's taxonomy places the organism in Eukaryota, Fungi, Ascomycota, Eurotiomycetes, Eurotiales, Aspergillaceae. The coding region runs from base 1 to 2184 and encodes 727 amino acids. Gene Ontology annotation, biological process: rRNA processing. The record is from RefSeq and is a predicted model, not a curated record. Gene Ontology annotation, molecular function: RNA binding. The transcript has 2 exons. Gene Ontology annotation, cellular component: nucleus.